AUGGCUGCUUCUAAGGAAUACAAAAUUACUGAAUUGACCACCGCCGAUUUUGAUGAAUGGUCUACCUUAUUCAACAGAUACCUCGACUUUUAUAAAACCUCACUUGACCAGGAGCAGUACAGAAAGACCUUUGAACGUCUCACCCGGAAGCGAAACGAGCUUCAGGGCCUGGUCGUGCGGGAGGAGGGCAACGAAUCCACCAUUGUUGGAUUUGCUCACUUCUUCCCCAUGCAAACAACAUGGAGUGAGAAGAAGAUCAUGUUUCUUGAUGAUAUAUUUGUGGAUUCUUCUGUCCGCAACAAAGGUCUAGGACGCAUGUUAAUCCAGUCAGUUGCUGAGAUCGCGAGGUCUAGUUACUGCCUUCGUGUGCAGUGGGUAACACAACAUGAUAAUGUGUCAGCCCAAGCACUCUACAACAAGCUGGCUGCCAGUCUAUUCAAAGAGUAUCGCUUGGGACUAAACUGA
Messenger RNA from Aspergillus affinis, 465 nucleotides. Its product is annotated as GNAT family N-acetyltransferase. NCBI's taxonomy places the organism in Eukaryota, Fungi, Ascomycota, Eurotiomycetes, Eurotiales, Aspergillaceae. Gene Ontology annotation, molecular function: N-acetyltransferase activity. The record is from RefSeq and is a predicted model, not a curated record. The transcript has 2 exons. Bases 1 to 465 code for a protein of 154 amino acids.